UAAAAGCCUGUGAAGAAAUUGGAAUAACCGGUCUUGUUCAAACGAUGUUAUUAAGAUGUCUAAAAAAAUUGGAUUCUAAAACUAAAAUAAAUGAUCCUAAAUCAUUUAAUGGAAAAAUAGGAAGUAUGGAUGCUUUGGUGAAAGCUUGUUAUGAAAACAGUCGAGAUAUUUUGAACAAAGAACGAUUUUUUGAAAAUAGACCCGAGAUUAGUUUUGUAAGAAAAUUAAUGAGAUGCCAUUACUUUUUGGUUGGAAAAAGCAACCCAUUAAGUGUAAAAACGAUAGCUGAUAAUUUAUUUAAAGUAACUGAUCUAGAAACUGAAAUAAAUGCAAAAUCAGAAGAAGGUAUAAAUGAUAUGAGUGUUGAUAACUUAUUCAAACCAAAUUCUCUUUCUAUUUAUCAGAGUAGACGAAAUGGAAUGCCAAGAGAACUCGACAGAAUACAAGGAAUUAUUAAUACUCUAAAUGCUGAUAAGAAAAAACUACAAGAUGAAAUAGAUUUUUUAAAGUCGAACAAUCCUUUGUUAGAACAAGAAAAUCAAGACCUAAAAAACGCAAAUGACAAUUUAAAAAACGAAAACGAUAAUUUAAAAACAUCAAACAAGGGAAUAAAAAAAGAAAAUGAAGAAUUAAAAAACCAAAUUAAACCACUUACUGACAAAAUCCAUGAUUUGGAAGAAGAAAAUAAAAAAAUUAAAGCUGAAAAUGAGGAAAAUACCAAAGAAAAUUUGCAAUAUGAAGAAACUUUAAGAACCCUUAACUCAAUCAUUAAUACUACUAUAAAACGAGCAUAUGAAUUUCUUGAUAAAUGGUAUAAUGAUAGAUUUAAUAAUAAAGAAAAUGAAGAUAAAACAUUUUCGUAUGAUGAACAUAAAAAAGAAAUAAGUAAAAUUCACAAUCGACACAAUAAACAAAUUGAAAAACAACUCAAAAAUAAAGAUAAAAUUAUUCUACAUCUAAUUGAUGAAAGAAAAUCUGAACAAGCAGAGCGGCAACAAGAAAGAAACAUGGAUGCUAGAAAUAAUAUGACAAAAGCUCAACUUUUAGCAAAAAUUAAUGAAUUAACAACAACGUUUGAGGAACAAAAAAAUGAAACGAAAGAAAACCAUACUAAUGAAAUCAGUCUUUUCCGAGAAAUAAUUACCGCAAAAAAUAAAGAAAUUACAAAUUUGAUGUCUAUUAUUGAUAAUCAUGCUAAAGAAAUUGAACGAAUCGAUGAAAUGAGAAAAAAACAUGAAUACGAAUAUAAUGAAAGGUUGAAAGAAAAAGAUAAAAUCCACAAACGUGAAAAAGAAGAAAGAGAAAGAACAUAUAAAUGGGAAACCGAUCUUUUACACCAAACCAUCGAUCAUUUGGAACAAACUAUUCGCUCUUUACAAAUUA
Molecule: messenger RNA, 1383 nt
Organism: Racocetra persica
Lineage: Eukaryota; Fungi; Glomeromycota; Glomeromycetes; Diversisporales; Gigasporaceae
Source: the annotation of a GenBank genome assembly